This is a messenger RNA of Branchiostoma floridae (Florida lancelet), 1287 nucleotides long. RefSeq names its product sugar phosphate exchanger 3-like. The record is from RefSeq and is a predicted model, not a curated record. Lineage: Eukaryota; Metazoa; Chordata; Leptocardii; Amphioxiformes; Branchiostomatidae. Gene Ontology annotation, biological process: transmembrane transport. The transcript is spliced from 9 exons. Gene Ontology annotation, molecular function: transmembrane transporter activity. The coding region runs from base 525 to 1235 and encodes 236 amino acids. Gene Ontology annotation, cellular component: endoplasmic reticulum membrane.
GAAAAGGCAUUCGAGGAUCUAACGCUCUUGCCGAUGGUUGAAUACCCGGACAUCUGUUACCGCUACCCUGGGCGACUAUAUGACGUUAUGUACACUCCUAUCAUAUAGGCUGCGCACGGAGGACUAGACUAGCUACAGCCCUAUACAGCGGAGUUUGCGUUACACAGUCUACCCCAGUAUUCAGCUGCCCUCACUUUCCACUUGCCUCACAAGGGGCAAGAUUUGGCGCUUCUCCAACUCUGACUACGUGUGAAUUGUUUUCUACUCCGGUCAAAACUGAGCUACGGCGUGCUUCAGCCAACUACGACGUUGUUUGACAAGGCGCGACGUAAUUUGGAGAACUCACGCGUAGUUCACCCAACGAGCUUCAAUACGACUUGUCUUUCGGCCUGAGCCAAGCUGAGAUAGAACUUCUUUUGGUGGUACGUGUCCUGUGUAGUGAAGCCUUCAGUAUCAGUUUUCCUGUAAGCGUGGUUCGACUCUGCAUCCCCUGUAACUCCUCAGCGACCCAGGCAGCGUAUGUGAUGGCGCCCAUUUGCCACACGUGGCGGCAGUUGAAGUCAAAGUACAGCAUCUACCACAUCUUUGUCUUCUCCUUAACCUUUCUCAGCUAUGCAUCCAUCUCCGCCACAAGAAAAACCUUCAGUAACGUCAAGACCACCAUCUCUUCUGAGUGGACUCCCCAGUUCUGUAAUACUACAGAGUCAUGUCUUCGACCACAUACGAUUUGGAUGGACCAUCGCCUGUUUGACUCAAUGGGAGAUGCAGAACCAUUUCUGGGUUGGUUGGACUCCACCCUUCUUAUCUCCUAUGCAUUGGGUUUAUACAUCAGUGGCGUCAUCGGAGACAGGUUUGACAUGAGGAAGAUGCUAUCUCUGGGAAUGUGUCUAUCCGCUGUUGUAGCGUUUGUGUUUGGGUGCUUGACGGAGUGGGUACAUCUCUACAGCAAGCCAUUUUACAUCACCAUGUACGUGCUGUUCGGACUAACGCAGUCCAUGGGCUGGCCAUGUGUAGUCGCCAUCAUGGGGAACUGGUUCGGGAAAUUAUCCCAAGGUCUUGUUUGGGGUAUGUGGUCGGCCUGUCCCUCUGUUGGCAACAUCAUAGGAGCCUUGGUGGUGGCACAGGUUCUGGACUAUGGCUAUGAGUACGCAUUUUUGGUAACAUCGACAAUUCUCUUUGCUGGAGGAAUUGUUAAUUUCUUUGCCCUUGUGCCUUCUCCGAAAGAAGUUGGUUAGUAAUCGUAUAUGUUAUCCAUUCCUUACACAAUACUUUUAAAUGCUUUUUCUU